AGUGCUGUAAUAGAGAUGCACGUUGUGUUGGAGAGCACAGAGAAGGAAGUGCCCACCUCCACCUGGAAAGAGCAGAGGACUGUGUGUCAGAAGGGUUUUCAUGGUCUCCAUUCUGCUAAACAUGAAGCACGAAAGAGGGAACAGCCCAUCUUCAGCACUCGAGCUCAUGUCUUCCAGAUCGACCCCAACACAAAGAAGAACUGGGUGCCCACCAGCAAGCAUGCAGUUACUGUGUCUUAUUUCUAUGACAGCACAAGAAAUGUGUACAGGAUAAUCAGUUUAGAUGGCUCAAAGGCAAUAAUUAAUAGCACCAUCACCCCAAACAUGACAUUUACUAAAACAUCUCAGAAGUUUGGCCAGUGGGCUGAUAGUCGGGCAAACACUGUUUAUGGCCUGGGAUUCUCCUCUGAGCAUCAUCUUUCGAAAUUUGCAGAAAAGUUUCAGGAAUUUAAGGAAGCUGCUCGACUGGCAAAAGAGAAAUCACAAGAAAAGAUGGAACUUACCAGUACCCCUUCACAGGAAUCAGCAGGUGGGGAUCUUCAGUCACCUUUAACACCAGAAAGUAUCAAUGGGACGGAUGAUGAAAGAACACCUGAUGUGACACAGAACUCAGAGCCAAGGGCUGAACCAACUCAGAAUGCGUUGCCAUUUUCACAUAGGUACAGAUUCAAUUCAACCAUCAUGAUUAAUUCAGCAAUCAGCAAACACUGGGAGGCUGAACUGGCCACCCUCAAAGGAAAUAAUGCCAAGCUCACUGCAGCCCUGUUGGAGUCCACUGCCAACGUGAAACAAUGGAAGCAGCAACUCGCUGCAUAUCAAGAGGAAGCAGAACGUCUGCACAAGCGGGUGACCGAGCUUGAAUGUGUUAGUAGCCAAGCAAAUGCAGUGCACACCCAUAAGUCAGAAUUAAAUCAGACGAUACAGGAACUGGAAGAGACGCUGAAAGUGAAGGAGGAGGAAAUAGAAAGAUUAAAACGAGAAAUUGAUAAUGCCAGAGAGCUGCAGGAGCAGCGGGACUCCCUGACUCAGAAACUGCAGGAAGUAGAAAUUCGGAACAAAGACCUGGAGGGACAACUGUCUGACUUAGAGCAACGUCUGGAGAAAAGUCAGAAUGAACAAGAAGCUUUUCGCAAUAACCUGAAGACACUCCUAGAAAUUCUUGAUGGAAAAAUAUUUGAACUAACAGAAUUACGAGAUAACUUGGCCAAGCUACUAGAAUGCAGCUAAGGAAAGUGAAAUUUCAGUGCCAAUUGAUUAAAAAAAUACACUGUCUCUCUUCAUAGGACUGUUUGGGCUCUGCAUCAAGAUUGCACAAAAAAUUUGAAUAUCACUCCUGCAGGAAGAGGAUCUUUUGAAAAUUGGAAUUGUAUAUUUCAGUGUAAAUUUUAGAAUUCAGCUUGUAGCUAGUUGGGGAAAAAAGAGAUGAAAAACUUGAACUACAAAUUACCUCCAUGUAUAUUAUUGGCCAUAGUUAACUAGAAAGUUAUAAAUAGACACUUAAUGCAAUCUUUUUUUCCGAUAUUAGCCAAUGGGAGAAUUAACAAUGUCUGGGUCACAUCCCCUUUUUGUGUUCAACACAGUGAAGGUUAUCUGCUUUUUAAAUUAAUUUAUUUAUGAUAUCUAAAGCUGUGUUUUGUGCAAAAACUUAGUGAUGAAAGCCCUGUCUUUUGUUGUAAUCUGAAUAAUUUCUCAGGAUAUUUUUGCACUGCCGAGAAGCAGUGCCAUUACCAGUUAAUUCUUGCCAGGAGUGAGAGAGCUGCAUCUUUCAUUGAAACAUACUUGCUAUGAUUGGGUGUAUAGAGUUCUUCCCUUCUUUACACUGGAAGAGAUUUCACUCUGCUGACCACGCUGGUACACUCUGAUGGUCUCUAACCUUGUCCGCUGUGGAGUUUACUUUUCCAUGUUGAUUCCAUGUAUUUAUGAGAAGAUGUUGUCUCCCAUUUUAUUACACAUUUUAAAGCCAACUAACGAAGGCAGCUGAGUCCCUCAGAAAUUUUUCUUUUUAAAUUUCUAAUAAAUUUGACACACAGUACUGAAAUAUAGCAGCCGUCACUGACGGUCUGGUCUAGCAAUGUUAAGUCUAUUUACAGAAUAUGCAGUUACAUUUAUUUAUAUAUUUUGCAAGAAAUCUUUUCUGAAUGAUCAAUGCAUUUCAAUUUACAAAUAAUAAUGGUUAUUGGGGAACUGUUUAUUAUAGAUCAUUUUAAGGUGUAUAGCUAUUUUAAAGGGGACCCAUUUCCAUCAAACAGCCGAUCAGAGGACUAUUGGGAUUGGAGCUGUGUACUCUGUCUGGGUCUUCACGUCAGCCACAUCUCUAGUCAAACCUCACAAGGCAAUAUUCUGAACUGUUAACUAGGCAUUUCAAAACAGGAAUUCAAUUCAAUAGGCUCUUCUCAGUAAACAGGUUUUAAUGUUGUUUUGAUGUAAUUUUAAAGGACUUUCGGCAAACAUGCAUUUCUUUAUAUAUUUCUUUUAAGAAGCUAUUUUAAAAGUAAGCCAAGUGCUGUCUAGUCUGCAUAUGGAGUAGGAACUGCAUCAGAGUCCAUAUAUUCUUGCUGUGCGAUGCCUGUGAUGCUGAGGGAGUGUUUGACUCGAGGAAGUCUGCAAAUGCACUGACUCUGUUUGUACCCCAAAAAGAUUGAAUUGUUCAAUACAGAAUUAAGGUAAUUAAUCAAUUUGUAACCAUUUUUUCACUCACAAACAGCUACUCAACACUAAACAGUUGUUUUAUAAAUGUAUGUGUAUGUAUGUAAAUACAUACAUAUUAAUUUAUAUUAGAGUGAAAAAUAAAUGGUUUGUUUCUAAAGUUAGUUUCUAAAGUGAGUUUUCAGGUGUCUCUGAAAAGUUUAUAUCAGACCCUUUAUCAUCGUGUAUUAUGUGUGCUAUAACAUCAUAUGAGUUACCUCCAUCUAGUUUAGGAUAUCUUCCUCCCCUGUUUCUUACAGGGAAGAUAAUUUAGGUACACAGGCUCAGAGCUGAGAGGUCUCUCUGAUAGAUCAGGUACUACAAUUUAUUGGAUUGAUGAAAUUAGGUAGAUGUGCUUUUAUCCAUCAGUUUCUGAGUGACAGAGAGCACCAGAUUUUAAUUUAAAUAGGGAUUUAACACUAGGGAUCAGGGAAUUUAGUUUUGAAGAGUUAAAAAUAAAAAAAAAAAAGUAUAAACUGUUGAAAUGGUAAGUGAAUUAUUUUAAUGAUGUGAUAAGAUAUUUUUAAAUUUUGACAUAGUUGUCAUUUAAUGGGAAAAUAACUCACCAAAAUGUCUCCACUUGAAUUGUAUUGAUAUGUGAGACAUGUGUGUAAUUCAAUAUAUACAUAUACCCAUAUGUAUAUACAGAAAAUUAUUUUUAAUAUUUUGCUACUGCUAUGAAAUUUAAAAUUGGAAAUUUUGUGAGUUUUUUCCUUGUGCAAUAGAGCCUAGAUUUUUCUUUUUUUAGUGAUUUAACAAUUUCUUGAGGGCUGCACCUUUAAAUUCCCAGAUUGUCAUUAGACGUGUACAGUAUAUGGGAGAAGGUGGACACAAGUGCACAUAUAAAUAAAAUCUUCUGACUGACUAUUUUAAACAUUCAUUUACAGUAGGAGAGUAUCUCGAGUCGUCAUCUACAAGUCAUAAUUAGGUCAUGUGCCUACUGUAGUUUUCUCCAUUUCUGUAUUAUAUAAAGUUUGCAUAAUAAAAUUUGAUUUUUCCCAGAGACAGGUAUUAUAUAAUGUAUCUAUAUUUAGAUCAAACUGUGGUAAUAUAUUUAUCAGAAAAUCACAUGGGGAACUAUAGCCUGAACAUGUGGACUUGAAGUGACACAAAAAAGGAGAGCAGAGAUUGAUCCCAUUGUGUAUAAGUUAUUCUAUGAUAACUAUGAAUUCUUGUACAAAAAGCAACUGAAAAAAAAAGAAAAACAAAUACAGUUUUUAUUUUGAAAUACAUUUGUUGUUCUCUGGAGAAUGUACUUUAUCUUUUUCCCUCAGUCUUUUACAGAUAUUUAAAAGCAUUAAGUGAUGGCAGCAUUUACUUAAAUCUUACAGGUGCUACUGGAUUUUGCAUUAGUGUGUUAUGUUGUGAAAUCCUAACUUUGACAUAAAAGGUUUUAUAAAUAUUUCCCUGCCUGGAAAAUUAGUUUUUGUUUCUCCUCUCUUCUUCUCUCUCUUUCUCUCUUUCUCUCUUCUUCUCCCCCUUUCUUUCUGCAGAUUAAAAAAAGUUCAUGAAGUUGCAUCCCCACUUGGCCCUAUAGAAGAACUCCAGCACCAUCAUAGAUUUAAUGUUUUGCUGUCAUUGAACCGUUGGGAAGCAGUUAGAGGAAAAAGUUACAUUUUUUUUUCAAGUAGAACUAAAAGACACUCAAAAUUAAAACCACUAUCACCUUUUAAAACUCUUUUCUUUGCCAUGUUAAAAUUAAAUUUAUUUUUUAAUGUAUGUGCUACAGUCUUCCAAGCUCUCUCCUUGCAGACCUGCUUCUCUGUCAGUUCUGGAAUGGGAGGCGGGCCAGAGGGAAAGUUUUUUUGUGGCAGUGUUUUUUUGAAAGAAAUCCUUUUGUUUAUUUGCUAUCAAAUAACUUGAAAAUCAUGAAAUUCUGUGCUUGAAGUCAUGAAAUAGUCUUUAUUGAAUUUUUGUCUUCUGGAUAUUUAAUAGCAUUGUUCCUUUAUCAUUCAUGAAGUAAAUUAAUUUAUAUAAAAUCUUAAAAAAGAAAACUUUCAGGUAAGAAGUAGUUGAGAAUGACAUAUUUUUAGAAAUUUCUCAAGUAGGAUACUGUCCUAUAAUAAGUAUUUGUUGAGGAUAUAAUUUUUAUGUGAGAGAAUAUUUUUAAAAUUACUAGAAAAGGAUCGUUUUAGAAUGGAAAAAAUGUAUCAUUCACCUUACUCGAAAUUGUGAAAGUGUAUUUUUUCCUAAUAUUCAUGUUAAAUUGGACCUCAAAUUUUUAUGACAGUUUUUCUCUAUGGGAAGCUGAUAUAUAGAUGUCACACAAAUAGAAGCAUAGUUAUUGCAUUAGAGAAAUGAAUGUUUUUCAUUUUUUGUUUAUAUAUUACCUAGUAGAAUAGCUAACAGUUUUAUCCAAAACAAAACACUCAAAGACUCAAUCAGCACUACACUGCCUAGUGAUUUCUGCUGGUACACUAGAUAGAAAGGAAACAUUGUAGGUCAUUUUUAUGAAAAACAGGUGACCCAGGGAGAGAAGUUAGAUCUAGUCAAUCCUCUGGGCUCUUUGAGGACACUUCUCUCCUUUAGAUUAAAGGACACAUUCCAGAGGACAGCAGGAGCACAUCCGGUGGGAGAGGAUAUUUUUUGUGGAAAGAGCCAGCAAAAAGCAGGAGCACAGUGACUUCAGUUUUUAUCUAAAAGUACAUCAGGACAGCCAGAGACACAUAAGUGCUACUUCCUACCUUGCUGCUGCUUUUAACUAAACGUGUUGGAAUUGCCCUAAUGAAUUCCAAAGGCUUUCAAAAGAUCCUGUCAUUUGUCUUGUCGGGAUUUAUAACCUAAUGUGAGACACCUAACAUUCAGAACUCACCAUUCUGUGGGAUUCUGACCUACUUUUGUCAAUUAUUUUAACAUCAAAUCUACCCAGGGCCAGAAAUAUUACUUUGCUUUCUCCUGAUAACACCAAAUUAAGGUGAUAAUGGGUGCCUAAUAAAUGGAAAAUUAAGCCCAUUUCUGUGUAGAAAAAUGUCUUUUGUGGGUAUUUUUUUCUAUCAACAUUCCUGAUUUUGUUAUCUGUGUUUUUCAACUAUGUUACUAUAUAUGCGUAUGUAUAAUAAGUCAUAUCUGUGUGACUUGCGUAUAUGACUUAUUUGAUUGUGAUACCUUAGGUAGAAUGACUAUUUCAGAAAACAUGGCUAGAAAGCAGAUAGACUUGAAGUGAAUGCUGUCCUGACCAUUUCAGUAUGAAACGGAACAGAAAGGGGUGUUUGUUGAGUAUCUGCUGUAUGACAGGCCCUGUACUGUUUGACAUUUCAUUUCUACGUGUAGGGGCCUUGCAGGGGUGUCCUCUGGAAGAGGGCGGGGGGGAGGAAGGAAGGCGGCUCGGAUGUUUGCACUCGCUGUGUGCCCAGUGAUCGGUCUGGUCAGCUGGUACCACAGUCAGAAGGGGGAGAUCUUGCUUGUGUUUCUGGUACAGUUUUCCCUCCAGCUUGUCUGCCUUGCCUCUCGAAUAUCUCAUUAGGGCACUUAACUAAAUACUUUAUACUCGCUCUUCUUGAACAACCUCUUCAGCCUCAUUUGGUGUUUACAUGCUUGUUAUUGUUCAGUUAUAAAUCAUACUUUGUUUGCAGGUGUCAUAUUUAUGCGAUAUGUUUUAGUCUUAAAUUUUUAAAAAAAAUUUACAGCCUUCAGAUAAUCCAAGGAAGUUAUAUUUUAUAUGCAGAAUUUCAGUUUAUAAAAUUUAAGUAGCAAACCAUUUAUAAAGGCCUUGGGAAGGUAAUUCAUCUCUUAAGUUUCCUAAUGAAACAAGUUGUAAACCUGUAAAACUCAUUCUCCAACAUUAUAUAGUAGUUCAGUAGGAUGCAGGUUUUGCAGUCAGUACUGGGUGACUUUGUGGUCAAUUAUGGUUCCACAGAAGUUAAGGCCUCUGCAGGCUAUCUAGCCAUUAGAUCAACCCUAGAAGUAACUCAUGGCCCUUGGAUCUUUAGAUGAGUGAUACCCCUCAUAUAAGUGGAAUCAUACAAUAUUUGUCUUUUUGUGUCUGGCUUAUUUCAAUUAGCAUGUUUUCAAGGUUUAUCCAUGUUGUGGCAUAUAUUGGAAUUUCAUUCCGUUUCAAUGCUGAAUAAUGUUCCAUUGUGUGGAUAUACCACAUUUGGCUUAUCCGUUCAUCUGUUGAUGGACACUUGGGUCACUUCCACCUUUUGGCUCUUGUGGAUAAUUCUGCAGUGAACAUUGCUGUAUAAGCAUUCGUUUGAGUCCCUGCUUUCAUUUCUUUGGGUAUAUUCCUGGAAGUGGAAUUACUAGAUCUUAUCUAAUUCUAUGUUAUCCUUUUGAGGAGCCACCAAAGGAUUGGGUUUGAAUUGGGUUAAUUUAAAAGAUUCAUAGAGCAAGGUGCCAUCUCACUGGAAAAUCACAGUCAUGGGGUUAUUGUUUUGUUAAUAGACCUGUAAGUGAUCCAUUGGCCUCUAAAUCAUGCCUUUUACUCUCUUAGUUAAAACAUUUAUUGAGCACCUGCUAUGUCCCAGGCCCCAUCUGAAAUAGAGACUGGAGGGAGAAGCUCACAAUUUAGUACAAGACACGGACAGUUACUUUAUAGUGCAAAGGUGCAACGGUAAUGGAGAGUACUAGCGCAGGGGAGCCCCAAGGGAAGAAGAGUCAAGAAGUCUUUCCCAAAAGAGAUGACACUCAACUGAUUCUUGAUGGAGGAGUGGGAGCCAGCUAGUUGAAUAAGGACUGAAAGAGAAUUGUAGAGGGUAUGUCAUGUGCUAGAGCUCAGAGGGAUGAAAGAAUUGAGACGUUUAGAAACUUAGAACGGGUUAGCACACUGAAACAUAGGCUGUAGGGAAGGAUAUGGCAAAAGAUGGUGACGGAGAAGUAGGCAAGCAGUAGAUGAGGAAGGACUCUAAGUCAUAUGAAAGAUUGGGGUUUUUAUUUUGAAGGUAAUGCAGAGAUACUGAAGGAUUUUUUGUAAAGAAGUGAUGUGAUAAAAAAAAAACUGUUUUACAAGUCUAGGUAGUUAUGCAAAUCACAAUCCCUGUUGAGAGUCUGCUUUAUGGCAGUGGCAAUGGGAAAGGAGACGAUGGAAUGGAUUCAGGGAAUAUUUAGGGGGUAGAAUCAGUAGGACUUCUUUGCUAAUGAAGAUGGCGAGGAAAAGAGAAGAAAGCCAGAUGACUCCUAAGUCUCUUGAGUUGGACAACAGGGUGAACAAUCCCAUUUACUGAGAUAAUGAAUUCAAGAGGGGGAAGGGCUUAGUUUGGGUGGAGUCAAGGAGGUAAGACAAAGCAAAGGCAAAGGUGAGAAUGAUGAGUUAGUUCCAUUUUGAGUUUAAGAUGCCUAUAGACUAUCCAACUGGAGAUGUGAGUCUAGAUGGAGCUCAGGAGAAAAAUAUGAGCUGGAGGUAUUUGGGAGAUGUUAGCUUAUGUAAUGGUGGUUGAGGGCAUGAGAAAUGAAGAGAAUGUCAAAGGGAAAUGUCACUUUGGGCCAGGUGCGGGACAAGAGCUUAUGAAAGAGACAGAAGGGAUGGCCAAGAGGGAUGAGUGGACAAGGAGUGGGGACUCAUGGAAGCGUAGAGUGGAGGUUCAGAAAGCCAAAUUUCAUUCCAAAAUAAAUCAAUCCACUCAUGUCUUGAGGCAGUGAUAUUCAAACUGCCUUGAGAUCCUUCCUUAAUAUUUGAUUUUAGAAAUAUUUUAACUUCAAAAAUUAAAAACCAACAAACUAAAAUAUGCUGUUUUUAACAUAUUAAAAUGUUGAAAUCCAGCAAACACGAGUACUAGGUUAACUUUUUGUGCAGAGGCCAGAAUAAGGCCAUCCGUGGUACAUGAAAGAGCAUCUUGGUAUUUCAAGGUGAGCUCUGAAAGAGCGGCUACCAUUUCUUAGGCUGAAUCAGAGCUUUCUCAGUACUGUGCAACUGAAACAAAAUACAGAGAUGGGGUCACCUAAGAAAACCUCUGUCUUCUGUAAACCCAGUCUCAAAUAUUUAUGAAAAUCACUUUUCUUAUUGACUUGUUACUUAAAUUACGUUACAUGCUGUUCCUUCUGUUAACAUAUUGGACUUCCAUGUAGCUGUCAUUUCUAAACGGUUGCGAGGGGGGGAAGCUACACCCAAAAAGAAGUUAUAGAACUUGGCUUAUUGAUCUUUCUGUGGCUCACCUGACUCUCCAAGCCAAGUUCUAGAGGUUUAAGUAUACUACAUAUGUCUUUUUAACUGUGUUAUUUUGAACUGAAUUCACCACUAGGACCAGGUGAUUUUGUGUUUGCAUUGCUGUAGAAAGUUUAGAGUUAACAUUUCUGUUAUCUUAAAUGAUCCUUACUCUUUUUUUCAUAUUGAUUCAUAAACAGAUAACUGUAUACAAAUUAUCUCUGGUAUAAAUUAUCUCAAAGGAUGACAACAACAAUAACAAAAUACUCUGUAUUUGGUUUUAGACUGCUGUAUGGUAUUUGAUUUUUAUUUCUAGUUUAAGUUAAAAAUUAGCUUGAAUUCCUUGAGUAGACAUGACUUGCGCUACUUGGGCAACAAAUUAGAGCAUGUUAGACAUUCCAGAAAGAAAAGAGGAGCUACUGGUUCUCAAAGUUGGCUCCAAAUAAUCCAUAAAAUUUGCAAAUCACUUGUGAAUUGUCAAAUAAACUCUACCUUUUAAACCAC
Equus quagga is the source of this 9268-nucleotide messenger RNA. It is a transcript of the gene HOMER1, whose product is annotated as homer scaffold protein 1. The transcript is spliced from 10 exons. Gene Ontology annotation, cellular component: cytoplasm; postsynaptic density; dendrite. NCBI's taxonomy places the organism in Eukaryota, Metazoa, Chordata, Mammalia, Perissodactyla, Equidae. The record is from RefSeq and is a predicted model, not a curated record. Gene Ontology annotation, biological process: regulation of store-operated calcium entry; G protein-coupled glutamate receptor signaling pathway. Gene Ontology annotation, molecular function: G protein-coupled glutamate receptor binding. Bases 16 to 1227 code for a protein of 403 amino acids.